UAAGCAUGUUAGAGGGAUUAGAGGGGACAGUAUAAAAGCAGGGAGCAAGCCAUAGACCAGAACAACACCAGCUGACCAGAGAGGCAUCAUCCAGAAUCCAGACGUGCUACUGCAACAACAGAUCAUAAAAGAUGGCAGACGCACCCGCACCUGCUGACAAGAAGGCACCUCCUAAGUUCAAGCAGAGGACAACCCGUACCUUCAAGAGCAAGGCCCCGAAACCAGGCCAGAAGGGAUUUGGAGACGACAUCCCCGGCAUGGAGGGUCUCGGCACAGACUUCACAGUGGUCUGCCCAUGGGAAGCCUUUGGGGACAUGGAGCUCAGCGACCUGGCGAAAUUUGGAAUUGUCUAAAAACGCUCCUGUGUCCUUACCUCAAUUAUAUUACCUCCCUGCACUACUUUUCCUACACCGAGUCCUCGUAUCUCUCACCUCACAGCUCAGUUCUUCCUCUCUCCGAUUACCUGAUUACCUGACCUUUAUUGUGGUUAUUAGCCCACAUGUAUUUUGGGGAAAAUUGCACAAAGACUGAUCAGCUUAUAUCCCCAGAGCUGAUCCAAUUAUGUGUCAAAGCAAUUAGAUACUAUUUUAAACAGUUGUUUAUACAAUAUAUAUAUAUACAUGCUUCACUGAGGCGUCCUUGAGCCAAUCCGUUCCCUCCCUUGUACUUUGCACUUGGUUUGUUCUGUUCUCACUGUCGAUUCAGAUCUGCUGAAUUCACUGAACCUUCUGUUCUCUCUUCUGCCUUUGCCACUCCAUCCCCCUCCACCUCUAUGGAGCUAUUUUUUCUUAAUGUAAUGUACAGAUGUUGAUGAAUAUAUACAUAUAUAUUUUUAUUUUUAUGAAAUAUGAAUGUAAAGUUGUGCACACUACCAAUGUAGGAAUGGAAGUUAUGGUUGAGUAGAACUGUCAAUAAAUAUUUUCCCCUAUA
This is a messenger RNA of Archocentrus centrarchus (flier cichlid), 930 nucleotides long. Its product is annotated as retinal cone rhodopsin-sensitive cGMP 3',5'-cyclic phosphodiesterase subunit gamma-like. The record is from RefSeq and is a predicted model, not a curated record. Gene Ontology annotation, biological process: positive regulation of G protein-coupled receptor signaling pathway; positive regulation of epidermal growth factor receptor signaling pathway; visual perception. Gene Ontology annotation, molecular function: cGMP binding; 3',5'-cyclic-nucleotide phosphodiesterase activity. The transcript has 3 exons. Gene Ontology annotation, cellular component: photoreceptor outer segment membrane. The coding region runs from base 132 to 353 and encodes 73 amino acids. Lineage: Eukaryota; Metazoa; Chordata; Actinopteri; Cichliformes; Cichlidae.